Penicillium malachiteum is the source of this 612-nucleotide messenger RNA. Its product is annotated as oxidase ustYa family protein. The record is from RefSeq and is a predicted model, not a curated record. Bases 1 to 612 code for a protein of 203 amino acids. The transcript has 3 exons. Gene Ontology annotation, biological process: mycotoxin biosynthetic process. Lineage: Eukaryota; Fungi; Ascomycota; Eurotiomycetes; Eurotiales; Aspergillaceae.
AUGGGCUUUCCGACGGACGAGACAGACAAGCUAUGGUCAGAUUUAUAUAAUUUCGAAAUUUUCAAAAUCUCCGAGGAUGAAGCUCGCAAGUUGUCAUUACCAACUCUCCCAAUACCUGGCACGAAGGACUAUCUGAUCGAGCUAGAUGUGUGGCACGAACUGCAUUGUUUGAAUGAUCUGCGGAUGCUUCUCUACCCUGAACGAUAUCCUGGAAUGGAUGAACUCCGAGAUAAGGAUGGAGUAAUUCAGCGGGACAACGACGCAGUCCGCCAUUGGGGUCUGCACUUUCUGUCUUUCCAACUCCCGAGACAAACCAUCAUGUGCCACGCUGAUGUGGCGCCAGUCUCUUUCCACAUCAACAUACCGGCCAGCACGGGCAUCUUCCCUCGCCUGGCCACCACACAUACCUGCCGCAACUUCACAAAGAUCCAAGACUGGGCGCGAAAUCAACAGGCAGGUGACUGGAACUUCUCCGUCACCCCAUUAGAGGCCGAGGAAAUCAUCAGGACCGCAGGGUUUGAUCAGAGCCCGCUGGAAGACAUCCAGUUUCUAUGGCCGCAUUUCCCAGGGAAUAAGUUUUUCAAACAUUGGCAAGAAAAUCCAGUAGGAUGA